ACAAGUUUACGGUAUUCUGCGUAAUAAUGGGACCGUAGUUCAAUUUCAAGUAUAAUUUCCAAAUUCCCCCGUCCAAUGGCUUCGCUGCUAACGACCUCCCGCCAUGUGGCCCUAUUUCGCCAGCAGCAGAUACCCAACGUGUGGAUACUAACGUGGCUAAUAGGAAACCAACGGAAAAGUACCAAUAUUAACGCGAUCGAUUCUUUCAUCAGCGAGCUGGUGGAAAAUAAAUCACUCAAGUGGAAGGUACUAAAUAGUCGCCAUCGAAACGGACAACCGCGUGUGGUUCCCUCUUCGACAAGUGCCCCAAUCAAGGAAGAAACGAUAAAGCGUGUGCCAUUCCGGUUGACCGAACUGUACACCGAACUGACCCAAAAUCCUCUGGUCGUAAACAUAAGCAAACUGGAUGUGGCUCAGCUAGAUCAGCUUGUAGCGACUGCCCUGAAGGAGCAAAACAAAGAGGAUGUUAGUCUUCUUAUAAAUCAAAUGUUGCAGUUUAGUAAAAUCCCAUCUCUACCAGUACUUCAUACAGUUUUUAAGUAUCUAUCGGAUGAGAGGGACAAGGAAACGCUGGAACAAUUGAUUGAUCUUUGCGUGAAGCUGCAGAUAAAGGAUGGAAAAGAUUGUAGAUUCGACCACUAUCGGGCGCUGUGUCAGUGGAAAUUUGGCAACACAUUUAAAUCACUAGAAUCCUUUCGUGAAAUCAUUGCCGUUAGCGAUGAGGAUCAGUUGAUCGCCGUUGAUCAUAUGCUGCGGGAGAUGAUCGACGAAACCAUAGGAAAAAAGAGUGAAGCCGUUUUGUUGGCCGUGAUGGGAUUGUGCGAGUAUUGCAUUACGGAAGUGAAGCAUGAGUUUCCCAUCUGCUAUGUUUGGGAGAAAAGCUUCCAUAGCAGCUGGCACAGCGAUCAACAGGCGGCAAAAACGAUAUUCGAUCGUCAUGAACCGUUAAGGAAAGCUAUUAGCAAAAGAUUGGGACAUCUGUCUUACAAAAUGCUGUACGACAACGAUGUGGAAAAGGUCUACCAACUGAUAGAAAUGUUCCUCAAACACAACAUGAAGGCAGAGUGCAAGUCGUUGUUAAUCAGAUUAUUUGAAUACCAAUAUUGGCGCAAAAAUCUAAGGGGUUGUUCGGAAAUCAUGCAGAACGCUAUCGAUCUCAAUAUCACCCUUCCGGAGAUGUACAACCGCCAUUUGUUAGAGCUUCUCCUGGGCCGGGGAUCGAAGGACUCUUUCGAAGAUGAAUUACCGAAAAAGACGAAGGAACUAAAGCCAAACAAAUACGAGCUGAAGUUUUGAGAUGUGUACAUAUGAAGGUUUCUGUUGAGUUGUAUAACUGUGUAGAAACAAACUAGUGUAAGUAAAAAGUGGUAAAUAGAAAGUUAAGUCUAACUAUGAUUCUA
Anopheles coustani is the source of this 1400-nucleotide messenger RNA. RefSeq lists its product as uncharacterized. Bases 76 to 1296 code for a protein of 406 amino acids. The record is from RefSeq and is a predicted model, not a curated record. The transcript has 3 exons. Lineage: Eukaryota; Metazoa; Arthropoda; Insecta; Diptera; Culicidae.